Messenger RNA from Hyaloscypha bicolor E, 1578 nucleotides. Its product is annotated as MFS general substrate transporter. NCBI's taxonomy places the organism in Eukaryota, Fungi, Ascomycota, Leotiomycetes, Helotiales, Hyaloscyphaceae. The record is from RefSeq and is a predicted model, not a curated record. The transcript is spliced from 4 exons. Gene Ontology annotation, molecular function: transmembrane transporter activity. Gene Ontology annotation, biological process: transmembrane transport. The coding region runs from base 1 to 1578 and encodes 525 amino acids.
AUGCCGAAGUUUCAUCAGAGCUCGUUGGGCAAGAAUGCCAAAGAAGCGGUACCCGAGGAAACGGAAUAUGUUGAGAACCUGGACACCAUACCUACCCAAGCAACGGCCAUGUCAAGACUCACAGCCGCCCAUCGAGAGUAUUUAUUACAACGGCAUGGCACCUUCGACUUAGAUCCUAUACCAGGCAUGGGAGGUGCUGAUCCAUAUAACUGGCAAAGCUGGAUGAAAAUUACAAACCUAGUUCUGGUUGCUAUCCACGCCUGCAUGUCGACUUUCACAGCUGCUUCCAUCAUACCUGCGUAUGAAAACAUUGCCGUCGACCUCGGGGUCUCUUUGCAACGGACUACAUAUUUGACCUCGCUGCAAAUUGCUAUACUGGGUGUAGCACCCCUGAUUUGGAAGCCUUUUUCCAACACCUAUGGCCGUCGACCCCUAUUUCUCAUCUCGCUUGCCUGUAGCCUUGUCGGCAACAUAGGAUGUGCCAAAAGUCCAAACUAUGCAUCGAUGGCUGUGUGCAGAGCCAUAGUGGCAUUCUUCAUCAGUCCAGCUGCAGCGAUUGGAAGUGCCGUGGUAACCGAAACGUUUUUCAAGAAAGAGAGAGCCAGAUACAUGGGUAUUUGGACCUUGAUGGUUACACUCGGUGUCCCAAUUGCCCCAUUCAUCUUCGGGUUUGUUGCAUACCACGUGGGAUACCGAUGGAUCUACUGGAUUCUCGCCAUGAUCAACGGCGUCCAAUUCAUCCUUUACAUUUUCUUUGGCCCGGAAACAAGGUAUAUUCGCAGUGGCGUCCAACAUCAGGAAUCGCCCUUCAAGCAAGAAUAUCUCACCUUCAAGCGUAUCGAUCCUAGACCGCUUACUAUCAACGAUUUUAUCCACCCUCUCUCACUCUUCAGAAAACAAUGUAUUUAUAUCCCAGCCAUCGCGUAUGCAAUGACCUUCCUAUUCGGCAGCGUCCUCAUCACCGUCGAGCUCCCCCAACUCUUCGGCCAGAAAUUCGGCUUCAAUGCCCAGCAACUCGGGCUGCAAUUCCUUGGUAUCAUCAUCGGAUCGGUAAUUGGAGAGCAGCUUGGUGGCAGCCUAUCUGACUAUUGGAUGAAUCGGAAAGCGAAGAGGACAGGCAUGCACACGGAACCUGAAUAUCGACUUUGGUUGAGCUAUGCAGGGUUCGUGUUGACGAUUGUGGGUGUUGUCGUGUUUCUCGUUAGAACGCAACAGGCGGCGGAGGGAAGGUGGAAUAUCACGCCCGUGAUUGGGAUUGCGAUUGCAGGUGUGGGAAACCAGAUUGUGACGACGGUGCUGAUUACUUAUGCUGUGGAUUGCCAUCAAGAGGAGUCCGCGAGUAUUGGGGUCUUUAUCACGUUUGUAAGGCAGGUUUGGGGGUUUAUUGGUCCUUUUUGGUUUCCAGAUAUGUUUACCAGUGUCGGAGUUGCUGCGAGUGCGGCGGUGGCAGCUGCUCUGAUUGUCGGAGUCAGUAUUCUGCCAACGAUGUUACUUCAGUGGCGGGGCCAAUUGUGGAGAUGGGGAUUGGUAGAAUCCGAUAGCGAUGUGACUGAUCGGAGUGUUUCAGCAAAGGUAUAA